AAAUGACCAAUAAGAUACGAACUUAAACAUAAUGUAUAGAACGCCUUCGGUUGAUGCGUAUAAAACUAUGGCCGUUAGAAAAUUGCGCCAUGUUUUAGUUCACGAGUGAAUUGUUUUCCGAAACUGUGUGUGGUGCGUGUGAAUAUAUAUAUAUAUUAAAGAAAUCUUUCUUAAAUAUUUCUAUUUCACGAAGAAGAUUGACGAAAUAUACGACGUUUAAUAAAGUUUUAUAACUAUGGUAUUGGUAAACAAAAUGUCGGUAGAUAAUCUCAGUGAUGCAGAAUUACGUACCAAGCUGAUGGAAUAUGGAUACCCGGUAGGACCUGUAACACAGACAACCAGAAAAAUACUUGCUAAGAAAUUAAAAACUCUUAUUGAAACCCGAGGUCUUGCCGGAACGCGUCAUUCAUUAGCUGCAAGAUACAGCAGCGAUGAGACGGAUGAGGACACCACUUCAACCGUCGUUAAAAGAAACAAAAAAACAUCAUCUAAUACUCGUCGACAAACUUUGGCCAAUCCUAUGCCUCCGCCAUCUUCUACGAUACCAGUACCUUCCGAAACGAAAAAUUUCAUGAAAGAUCCUAAUGUAGAAAUAGUUGAUAAUGUUAUGCCGGAGCCGGUUGGUUCAUCAACAUUUUCCAGUCGUAACGUAACCACAAAUAUACAAAAGAAACAUACAAAGAUUUAUAAUUCAGCCAAUCGGUCUGAUGGAUUAGAAACUGGCUCUGAUUCUGAUGUUAGAGAAGAGAACGAUUCUAAUUAUGUACGUAGUAGAUAUUUAACUAAUGUCGGAAAGUUUUACGGUUCUAAAUUACAUAAUGAACAUACUACCAUUGGAGAUGAACAAUCAUCAAAAUUAUUAUACGAAUCAAAGUUAAGACCUGUUCAUACUCUUAAAGAUAAUAAGUAUGUCGAACCUUCUUAUAAAAAGUCAUCACCGAUUAAAGAUGAUACUAAUUUAAGAGACUCGAAAGAUUUACUUUCGAAUUAUGAUACACCAUUUUUAUCAGAAUUUACACGAAGGCUCAGUUCUAGAACAACGUUGGAUAGCCCUUCUACUUCUCUCUCUACGAUAAAUAGUUCUGUAAUGCGAGAUACACCUACUGUUUCUGUAGACAAGUAUAAGAAGGAAUUUAAUCAUUUUUCUUCUUUAAAAUCGUUAUGUUCAACUUUGCCUACAGGUUUAAGAACGGUCGAUGCAAUUAACGACAAAUCUCGUAAAACUAUUGGCAAAAAGUUCAAGUCCAGUUCAAAUAAGGAAGAUUUACGUAACAACCAAAAUAUGAUUUCCGUCUUCCUAGUUGUGGUACUUGCAUUAUUUUUUGCAGUCCUCGCAAUAAUAUACUUGGGACUGGGUGGUAAAAGUGAAACUUUCCCAUCAUUAUCAAUGGAUAGCGAUAUACCGCUGUGUUUUAUGGGAACGCCCGAUCUCAAAGCACCAGGAGUUAAUUGUGUUAUGAAAGAAAAUGUAGAAUCCGUAUUAUCAUUAUUAAAACGACUUCAACCAAUUUUAUUGAAAAAAGCAAUAUCCGUGGAAUGUGACAAUUCCAGUGAUAUACCAUAUUUAACGGAUUCACAAAUAAUGGAUAUGUUUUCAAACACUAAAGUGACACCUCUAGAUGUGAAAGAAGAUUUACAAAAUGCACAACUUCUUAUUAUUAGGAAUCCUCAAUGGGGUAUUUCACUAAUUGACGUAAGCGAUGGGGAUAAGGCUUCUGGAGAAGUAUUAAAUUCGUUGGAUAGUAUAUUUACAGCCCGUAUAAAUGGAAAAAUUGGAAUGGUUAUAUUAAAUCCGGACCGACCUUUGCAAUGUCAUAUCAAGAAUAAGUUAUUCACCAUUUUUUCAACUCUCCUGAUAAUCUCCCUUGGCAUUUUAGCAGUUAUCGGAACGCAGAAAUCAUACGUUUGGUAUAAAAGAUAUCAACAAUCAAUGGAAAGAGAAUUAUUUAAGUUAGUUAGCGAAAUAAUUAAUGUUAUUGAACAACAUCAUCAAAAUGUUGGAUUAUCGACCCCCGUUUCGACGCAAGAUACAUUUCUCGUGAUCAAUCAUGUGCGAGAUAAUUUGAUUUUACCUAAGGAUCGUAAAAAAAUGUCUGCUUUAUGGGAGAAGGCUGUUAAAUUCUUAGACGAGAAUGAAUCUAGAAUUCGAAGAGAAGUGCAACAAGUUGCUGGUGAAGAAUUUCAAGUAUGGCGUUGGUUACCUAAUAAUACUCUUAACGCGUCUAGUACGCAAAGUCCGUCGUUGAAUAAAAAAUCCAAAGUAUGGCAAGGACAAGCAUUUGAGACUAUGGAAGGAUCGGUUAAUAGUUUAACUUGUUCGCCAACCCCUUGCUUAAAAAUAAGACAUAUGUUCGAUCCAGAUGCUGAAAAUGACGACAACUGGGAGAUCAAAAUACAAGAUGCCAUUUUAGAAAAGUGCGGAGAGGGUGUACAGAUACUUCAUAUUCGAGUAGAUCGUGGUAGCAGGGAAGGUUGCGUUUAUAUGAAGUGCACAUCGCAGAAAGAUGCUGGCAAAGCUUACAGAGCGUUACAUGGCUGGUGGUUUGACGGUCAUUUGGUAACCGUCAAAUAUUUACGACUUGAACGAUAUUACAAAAGAUUUCCAGACGCUGUGCAGUGCACGACGCCUUUGAAACCAAGCAAUAAUAAACGAUUGUCCAUGCAGUCGCACUAUUGGCAAAGUCCGUUAGAAUCUAAUUAAUAAAACUGUCCACACGUGCUGCUCCAUCAUCAUAUCUAGCAAAAAGAAAA
Polistes dominula (European paper wasp) is the source of this 2751-nucleotide messenger RNA. It is a transcript of the gene MAN1, whose product is annotated as LEM domain-containing inner nuclear membrane protein MAN1. The record is from RefSeq and is a predicted model, not a curated record. Gene Ontology annotation, molecular function: chromatin DNA binding. Lineage: Eukaryota; Metazoa; Arthropoda; Insecta; Hymenoptera; Vespidae. Gene Ontology annotation, biological process: negative regulation of BMP signaling pathway; nuclear envelope organization.